AUGAACAAAACCUUCACUAUCAUCAGUCCACAUUUCUCCAGUUUUACCACAAACGACUUUGACAAGUGGUUCAGUGUGAAACUGGUUCCUAUCCUUGCAAGUUUUACACCAGAAAUGCUCACAAAUGCAACCACAAACAUCAACUGCACAAUCUACCACAUCAUUGUGAGUGGGAUGGCUAAGGUUUUCAAGGAGAUGCCACCGCAUAGGCAACAACAAAACACAGUUGUUCUGCUGGGCUACCUAAAAAGAUCUGACAGCAUCAUCAAAGAACCAGCUUGCAGGAAACAAAAUGAGAGUGAUUCCGAAUGGGUUCGAGCAAAUUUGGGUCCAUUCGUCCAAUACACAGCAAUCUCUGAUAUCAAAGACUUCAACAUCUCUACGGCUGGAUUGUUGUCAGCGCUCAGUCCCUCUGAGGUAGCACAGUUGCUACUGAGCUCGGGAGCCUUGAAUAACACAGAUUUGAUUGAUCUUGUGUUUGAACGACUGGACAAGGGCAACGCUCUGGAAAAUGUGGAUGUAUUCCUGACACAGCUGACAAUCAAUGGACAGACACCGACUUUCGAGCCUGUUGUGAGAGAUCAUGUGAUGAACAAAACCUUCACUAUCAUCAGUCCACAUUUCUCCAGUUUUACCACAAACGACUUUGACAAGUGGUUCAGUGUGAAACUGGUUCCUAUCCUUGCAAGUUUUACACCAGAAAUGCUCACAAAUGCAACCACAAACAUCAACUGCACAAUCUACCACAUCAUUGUGAGUGGGAUGGCUAAAGUUUUCAAGGAGAUGCCACCGCAUAGGCAACAACAAAACACAGUUGUUCUGCUGGGCUACCUAAAAAGAUCUGACAGCGUCAUCAAAGAACCAGCUUGCAGGAAACAAAAUGAGAGUGAUUCCGAAUGGGUUCGAGCAAAUUUGGGUCCAUUCGUCCAAUACACAGCAAUCUCUGAUAUCGAAGACUUCAACAUCUCUACGGCUGGAUUGUUGUCAGCGCUCAGUCCCUCUGAGGUAGCACAGUUGCUACUGAGCUCGGGAGCCUUAAAUAACACAGAUUUGAUUGAUCUUGUGUUUGAACGACUGGACAAGGGCAACGCUCUGGAAAAUGUGGAUGUAUUCCUGACACAGCUGACAAUCAAUGGACAGACACCGACUUUCGAGCCUGUUGUGAGAGAUCAUGUGAUGAACAAAACCUUCACUAUCAUCAGUCCACAUUUCUCCAGUUUUACCACAAACGACUUUGACAAGUGGUUCAGUGUGAAACUGGUUCCUAUCCUUGCAAGUUUUACACCAGAAAUGCUCACAAAUGCAACCACAAACAUCAACUGCACAAUCUACCACAUCAUUGUGAGUGGGAUGGCUAAGGUUUUCAAGGAGAUGCCACCGCAUAGGCAGCAACAAAACACAGUUGUUCUGCUGGGCUACCUAAAAAGAUCUGACAGCGUCAUCAAAGAACCAGCUUGCAGGAAACAAAAUGAGAGUGAUUCCGAAUGGGUGCGAGCAAAUUUGGGUCCAUUCGUCCAAUCCACAGCAAUCUCUGAUCUCAAAGACUUCAACAUCUCUACGGUGGCAGUUUUGGACCUUCUAUCACCGUUGCAGAAGGCUUAUCUGAUCCUAGGUCCAAACAGUAGUGUCUUAAACAGUAAGGAUGUUGUAAGGAAGGUGUUGACAAGCUUGACAGAGACCAGUGAUUAUGAGCAGCUCAAACAAUUUUUCGCGGCUUUUGCAAACAUCAACAUACAGAGAAAUGUCACCCUCAUCCAAAAUCCAGAUGUGCGAGACACUAUUUUGAACCUGACCUUGACGGCCCUUGCUCCUCAGCUUAAAGACUUUCAGCCAGAAGACUAUCAACUGUGGUUCCAGGUUUAUUUGGUUCCUGUGAUGGCGAGCAUCCUUCCUAGCAGCUUGCGGGUGAUUCCCAGUGACAUCACCUGUGAAUCCUACCAGGCUGUAUACAAUGGUCUUGCGCAGAGUUUGGGAGCAUUGCCACUGGACCUUUCACAGGGCGUGAGAUCAAGCAAGCAGUCGCUCCAGGACGCAUUCCCACGUUGCUCAGUUCCAGCUUCCUUUGUGUGCAAGGUGACCCCAGUUCAUGUGAAUCUCAUUUGUGAUGCAGCUGACGGUUCAAAACCUAAACAAAUCCUGUCAGCUGGCAAUUCCUCUGCAGCCCUGUGCAAUUACACCAUCACAGAACAUGCCUGUUCCUCUGCUGCAUAUCUCACAUCCAGCAACUUGGUCACACUGCUGAACUGCACACUGAAAAGCCAAAACAUAUACCCAGUGGCAAAGCUGCUCCUUAACUCGGGAGCCUCGAAUAACACACUUUUCGUUGACCUUGUGUUUGAGCGACUGGACAAGGGAAAUGGGUUUGAAAAUGUGGAUGUAUUCCUGACACAGCUGACAAUCAAUGGACAGACACCGACUUUCGAGCCUGUUGUGAGAGAUCAUGUGAUGAACAAAACCUUCACUAUCAUCAGUCCACAUUUCUCCAGUUUUACCACAAACGACUUUGACAAGUGGUUCAGUGUGAAACUGGUUCCUAUCCUUGCAAGUUUUACACCAGAAAUGCUCACAAAUGCAACCACAAACAUCAACUGCACAAUCUACCACAUCAUUGUGAGUGGGAUGGCUAAAGUUUUCAAGGAGAUGCCACCGCAUAGGCAACAACAAAACACAGUUGUUCUGCUGGGCUACCUAAAAGAUCUGACAGCGUCAUCAAAGAACCAGGCUGGAUUGUUGUCAGCGCUCAGUCCCUCUGAGGUAGCACAGUUGCUACUGAGCUCGGGAGCCUUAAAUAACACAGAUUUGAUUGAUCUUGUGUUUGAACGACUGGACAAGGGCAACGCUCUGGAAAAUGUGGAUGUAUUCCUGACACAGCUGACAAUCAAUGGACAGACACCGACUUUCGAGCCUGUUGUGAGAGAUCAUGUGAUGAACAAAACCUUCACUAUCAUCAGUCCACAUUUCUCCAGUUUUACCACAAACGACUUUGACAAGUGGUUCAGUGUGAAACUGGUUCCUAUCCUUGCAAGUUUUACACCAGAAAUGCUCACAAAUGCAACCACAAACAUCAACUGCACAAUCUACCACAUCAUGUGA
Molecule: messenger RNA, 3093 nt
Organism: Oreochromis aureus
Lineage: Eukaryota; Metazoa; Chordata; Actinopteri; Cichliformes; Cichlidae
Exons: 24
Coding region: 1-3093 (1030 amino acids)
Source: RefSeq, a predicted model, not a curated record